UCCACAGCGCCCCCGCCAUGGCACGGGCUCGCCUGUUCCUGCUCUUCUCCGGGCGGGCGGAGCCCGCGGACUUCGCGCGGAGCGUGUGUGACCGCCUGGGCUUGGGGCCCGGCCCGGGGCCCUGGUGGGUCUACUGUGGUCUGGAGCCGGGGCGGCUCCUGCUCUCGGAGCUCCCCUUCCCUGGCGCCACGACACAGCUCCCAUUGCAGCGCCCCCCGUUCUGCCCCUUCGCGGCCCUAGAGCAGCAGCCCCCUGGAACUUCGGGGCUGAAGCUGCCACGGGACCGCGAAGUGGACGUUGGAGUGAGUGUCGUCUUACAGUCCAGUGACCAGAGCGUACUCUUGACCCGAAGGGCCUCAAGCCUGCACACGUCCCCCAAUCUCUGGGUCCCUCCAGGUGGACACGUGGAACUGGAUGAGGAGCUUUUCGACGGGGGCCUCCGGGAGCUGAGAGAGGAGACCGGCCUGCAGCUGCCCCAAGGCCAGCACUCCCGCUUCUUUCUGGGACUGUGGGAGUCUGCCUAUCCCUCCCGACUGAGCCAGGGCCUCCCCAGAUAUCAUCACAUCGUUCUCUAUGUUUUGGUGGCAUCCCAGGAAACGGAGCAGCAGCUCCAGAAACGGAUCCGUCCAAACCAGGAUGAGGUCAGUGCCUAUGCCUGGCUGAAGCCGGACUUGGUGGCCGCUGUGGCAGCCUCAGAGGAGGCCCCAGAGACAGGGGAUCCUGUCUCGGAGUCUCUGCCCCCCUUUAUUCAGGCUGUGGAGCUUCAGGGGGACACAGCCCGAACCGUGGACCUGCCUACGUCCAUCCUGCUCCAGAAGACUCUGGCUACCGAGCAGAAUGAGGAGAGGGUCAGUACCGGAACCAAAUUUGCCCUCAGCCUAUGGCUGCAGCAUCUGAAGAGAACCACCAGAGGAGGUGAAGGAGGAAGUGAAGGCUUCACUUUUCAAAUACAGAAGUCAAGAGAGCUGAGUAGAUGAGCCACUCUGCAUUUCCCUAUGGACGUACAUAGGAUUCACAACCUUUAUUGUCGGUGAGAACAUUGCUACAACUUUGGAAAUAGGAAAUUAAAUUAAAACAAAGGUCAUAAAAGAGGGAAGGGGAAAUUGGGGGGGAGGACUAAAUGUCCACCCCCAAAGGUGCAGAAUGAGUUCCGUGGCCAUAACUCUGAAGACUAUGGAUCCCACUGGAAACUCAGACCCCAGGAUAGGGAAGCCUUGGGGAAGUGUCGUCAACUUAAAUAUAUACUUAUAUAUAUAAAUAGAGAACCAGGCAACAGGAAACAGGACAAAACCCUACCUCCCCUCCCAUCCCAAACCUUAGAGAAGCAGAGGAGGGAGAUCGCCUCAUCUCAUCCUCAGUCAGACUGGGAAAGGAGUAGGGGUCAUCUUUGGAGUUUUUUGGUUUUUCUCAUUUAUGUACAAAAAGCUGCAACUGAAAAUAGAGACUUCAGGCCGUGUC
This is a messenger RNA of Gracilinanus agilis (Agile Gracile Mouse Opossum), 1458 nucleotides long. RefSeq names its product nudix hydrolase 17 (gene NUDT17). Gene Ontology annotation, biological process: NAD+ catabolic process; NADP+ catabolic process. Lineage: Eukaryota; Metazoa; Chordata; Mammalia; Didelphimorphia; Didelphidae. Gene Ontology annotation, cellular component: cytosol. The transcript is spliced from 8 exons. Gene Ontology annotation, molecular function: NADH pyrophosphatase activity. The coding region runs from base 18 to 977 and encodes 319 amino acids. The record is from RefSeq and is a predicted model, not a curated record.